AUGGGCGGCGUACUGGCGAAGGUUUUCGCUGGUGUGACGGAAGGUCUGAGCGUCGAACGGAUAAGAGGGAAUCACGACGCGCAGGAGCCGGGGGAAAAUGCUCGCGGGGAAAUGGCUGGCGGAAGGGUGGAGGCGGAAGACAGCGGGGGGAAGGUGGAGGGGAGUGGGGGAGAGAUGGCGGUGGCGGAGGAGUGGGGGGAGCUGUGGAAGGGGUGUGGCGGAGGGGAGGGCGGGGAAGUGGGGGGCGAGACAGAGGAGAUGGACUGGGCGGGGGAUGGAUGGCUGGCGGAUACUCAGAUCGUGGGGGAGGACGAGGAGACGCAGGUGUAUGGUUAUGGUGGGAGUUGGAGCCCUAGUAAAUGUGGGAAUGAAAAGGAAAAGGAAAAGGAAUUUGAUUUGAGUUUGGUUGUUGCUAGGGGGGGACCAGAGAAGGUGACAGGGAAAGGGUUAGCGAGGGGUGGAGGACAGGCGGAGGGCGAGCUGGGGGAAAGAUUAGAGCAGGGGCGAGGGGAGGAGAGGCAAGAGGGAGAGAGGCGAGAGGGAGAGAGGCGAGAAGCGGAGAGGGGAGAUGAGGAGAGACGAGAAGCAGGAAAGAAGCAAGAGGAGGGGGAACGGAAAGAGGAAACGGAAGUGGAAGGGGUAGAGCAGAGGGGAGGAGAGGAGGAGACAGAUAAGGGGGUGAACCGAGAAAAGGGUGGGAAGCAAGGAGAGGAGGGGCAGGAAGAGGAGGAAGAAUCACCUGUGAGCUUCAAAGGCAGAGGUAGGGGAGGAGGGAAGGGAAGAGGGCGAGGGAGAGGCGGAAGGAGGGGCGGGGGACGCGGAAGUGGCAAGGGGAGGAGUUUAGAAAGGGUUGUGCUCGGGACGGGGAAGGCGGUUGUGGAGGGCGGGGAGGAGGAAGCAGCAGCAGGCGAGGACACGCAGGUGGACGCCCUCGGUAUAGUCACGCGCCUGCUGGGCUCCGACAGCCAGCACAGCAGCGACGUGCUUCUACCGGGCGGUGCACUGGGCGGGCUGCUGCUGGGGGGAAUGGGCGGAGGCAUGGGGGGAGCGGCUGGGGGCGAGAAGGGGGGUAACAGCAAGGGCAGUGGGGCAGGAGGUACGAGCAAAGGAAGGGAGGUACCCAGCUGGGCUAACUGGCUCAAGCCGGUGGGGAAGGCAGGAGGAGGGACGGUGGCUGACGGGCACGUGGGUGUUUCCGGUGUGCAGCAGCCGUUGAAGGCUGUUCUGAGGGAGGAUGGGGUGGACCCGUACGCGCUUCCUUACAGUGAGGACCCGGACGAGGGGGGGUGUUGGGGCAAGGGCGGAGUGGGUGAGGCGGAGAGGGGGGCGGAAGGAGGGAAGGCUAGUGGAGGGCGGAAGGGAGGGGAUAAGGGAGAUGGGGUGGAGGAAGAGGAGUUGGAAGAGGAGGAAGAAGCUCGAAAAGUGAAGGGGAAGAGGACGCGUGGAAGUGCAAGAGGUAAGGGAAGAGGAGGAGGAAGAGGGAGAGGAGGGAGAGGAGAGGGGAAGACAAAGGGGAGGGGCAAAGGGGCGAAAGGGGCAGGUAGCGAAGAGGGUAUAGAAGAAGAGAAAGGGGAGGAAGAGGAGGCGGAGGGGAUGGGGCAGAAGGGCAGAGGGGGGAAGAAUGGCAGGUCAGGGACGGGCGGGCGUGGGGCAGCUGAGUCAGCUGCAGGAGGAGGAGGAAGAGGAGGAGGAGAGGAGGGGGAGAGAAGACGGUUGUCAAAGUCUUGGAGAGCAGGAGAGGGCGUUGGAGGAGAGGAGAAGGAGAAAGGGGUGCCGCAGAUAGAGGAGAGGGAUGAGAGCGAGGAGAGAGCUGGGAUGGAAGAGAAAGCAGUGGGAGCGCAAGAGGGCGAAGUUCCUCCUGAAGGUGAGGAGACAGGGCUGCAACAUCCGAGGUUGGGGGAGUCUGCUCCCUUGGAAAGCCAGGAAGGAGGACCGCUGAACCCAAGCCUGGGCGAAGCAGCUGGUGUGGAGAAUGCGGGUCUGAGCGAGCCAGUUCCUGUGGGAGCAGCAGGCGGGCAGGUGCAGGGAUCAGAAAACGCGGACGGUAUGCCCUUUGAUUCCCAGGCGGUUUGGAUGGACUCGCAAGCGGUGGAGAUGGGUGCGGGGGGGAGCCUGGGCGUGCAGGUGAGCCUGGGGGAGGUGUUAACUGCGGAUCUGGAGAUGUCCCAGCGGUGGACGGAGGGGGGAGGGGGCGGAGGAGGGAGUGAGGAGGGGGGUGAGAGGGUGGAGGAGAAGGAGGGAGGGGAUGAAAGGAAGGUUGAUGGGGAUGAGGGCAAAGGUGGAAAGGAGGGCAAGGAUGGUGGGGAGGGGAAAGAGGAUGGUGAAGAGAGGGGCAAGGGUAGAGAGGCGAGGGGCAACGUGAGUGGGAAGUCGGAUGCAGGUUUGGCUUCAGUGGAAAGCGGGGAAGGUGAUGGAGUGAAUAAGGACGGGGAAGAGGAAGGAGGGAGGGGAAAUAGUGAGAGGGAGGUGAAGAGAAGGCGAGUGGGGAGUGGUUUGAGCACUGAAGGAGUGGAAGGAGGGGGAAGAGGGAGGAAAAGUCCAGAGGUAGAGGGAGCAGGGGAGGCAACAGAGGCGGGGGGAGAAGCAGAGGCCGGGGGAGCAGCAGAGGCCGGGGGAGCAGCAGAGGCCGGGGGAGCAGCAGAGGCCGGGGGAGCAGCAGAGGCCGGGGGAGCAGCAGAGGCCGGGGGAGCAGCAGAGGCCGGGGGAGCAGCAGAGGUUGGGGGAGCAGCAGAGGCCAGGGGAGAAGCAGAGGCCGGGGGAGCAGCAGAGGCCGGGGGAGCAGCAGAGGCCGGGGGAGCAGCGGGGACAAAGGCGUCAGCAGAGGCAGGAAAGGAAACUGAGGAAGGGGGAACAGUAGGAGCAAGCGCGAGAGCAGCGGGGGCAGCCAGGACUGAAGCAGCUGCAGUGGGUGGUAUGGCUGGUGAUAUUGCUUGUGCGUUCUCCCCCGUGGGUGAAGACACACAGAUUGCCCUUGACGCUCUUGACCUCAUUCUCGUGCAGGAGGAGGGGAUGGGGGAGGAGGAGAAGGGGGAGGGGGAGGGGAAGGUUGAGGAAGCAGAGGAGGGCGGGAGAGGGAAGAGGAGAGCAGCUGGGAGAGGCAAGGGAAGAGGAAAGGGGAGAGGGCAAGGGAGAGGCGUGGGGAGAGGGAAUGGAAGAGGGAAGGGAGGAAGAAGAGGGGUAGUGCGGGAGGAAAGCAAGAGUGAAGCAGGUGAGUUGAGUGCUGUGGCAUCAGUGGCAGAGGUGGAAGGGCUGGUGGGACUGGAAAGAGCAGUGGAGGAGGAAGGGGAGCAGGGAGGGGGAGGUGCAACAGUGGAAGAAGGGAAAAAGGGUGGAAAGGAGGUGGAUGGGGAAGGGGAGCAGAGCAGGGCGACUGGGUUGGAAUCAGGCGGGGGAAGAAUGGACGCCCCUUCUGCUGCUGCUUCUGCUCCAGCAACAGGCGUAGACGCCCCUUCGGCUGCUGCUGUUCCAGCACCAGGCGUCUCUACAGCUGCCGCAACAGCAACAGUCGCCACUGCUUCUGCCACCAGGACCAGGGGAGGCAGGCGAGCAGCAGGCAGCAGUCGAAUGACCCAAGGGUUGGUGGCCUGCCAGGUGAAGCGAGCGGUUAAGAGGGGGGAUGGUGGUCUGAACGACGGGGCCGUAGCAGAGGGGAAUGGCGGGGAGAGAGGAGAGGGAGGGUGCAAGAAGGGAGAUCGCGGAAGGGGGGAGGAGGAGGAUGGAGAAGGGGAGGGGGCGGUGGGGAACCGGGGGAAGAAAGUAAAGGGGAAGCCAGAGGGGAAGGAAGGGAGGAAGCACGAGGGGAAGGAGGGGAGGAAAUUAAAGGUGGAGAAGGGAGGGAAGAAACAAGUGCGGAAAGAGGGGAAGAAGCAAGAGGGGAAGGAAGUGAAGAAUCAAGAGGGGCAGGUGGCAGUUGCUGGUGGUGAUAGUGUGAGUGGGAGGAAGAGGAGAAAGACGUCUCUCGGGCUGCAUGAUGGCUUCUAUGAGCUUUUGGAGUCGAGUGAGAGUGAGAAAGGGAGUGAUAAAGGGACUGAGAAAGGGAGUGAGGAAGAGAGUAAGAAAGGGAGUGAGGAAGGGAGUGAGAAGGGGGGUGAUUCUGCGAGUGAUGUGGGGAGUGAUGAGAGUGAGGAGGAAGAUGAGGCAAAGGCGAGGAAAAGGCAGAAAGGCUCGACUGCUGGAGGCAAGCAGAUGAGGAAGAAAGGCGAGAAGGCGAGGGAUAGGGAGGUGGAGCAGAGGGGGUCAGAGAGGGUACAGGGAGGUAGAGAGAGGCAGCAGAGGGGAAAGGCAAAGGCGGAACGCAAGGCACGCGCGGAGAGCAAGGCACGGGCAAGUGCGCAGAGAUUGGAGGAGCUGAGUGGGGCAAAGGCACGGACGGGGAGUAAGAGUGAAGGGAGUGAGGAGGAGGAGGGGCAGGCAGAGCUGAAAGAGAGUAAGCGGAAGGGGAGAGUGGAGCAGGGGAAGGGAGUGGUGGAAAGUGAAGGAACCGGGGGGGAUGAUGCGUCCAGGGUAGGGAGGAGCACGAGGGGCAGGCGCCAGGGAGGCCAGAGAGUGUUGGCAACAGAAGGGGAUGGGGUGGAGCAGAAGAAAGCGAGUGGUUGUAAAGAAGAAAUUGGAGGAGAAAGGGAAGGAGAGCAGAGAGAUAGAGAGGGGCAGGAAUGGGUCGAGGAAGUCGGAUUUCCAGGGAGGGCGAGAAGAAGACGGAGCAGCAGCGGUGCAGCAGGGUCUCAUCGCACCGGGUUGCAUGGUUUGUCUCCAGUGCGGGUACUGUUCAGCCGAUCCCUGGACGGCGACAUGAUCGCUGAGCUGACGAAAGUAGUGGAGAGGCUGGGAGGAGACGUUGUGUCUGAUACCUCCCCUGCCACCAUCACCACUGCCUCUGCGCUCUCCUCCUCCUCCUCAUCCUCCUCUCCUGUGGUUGCUUCUGCUGCCCCUGCUGCUUCCAUCUGCACUCAUUUUGUCUCGGCGCCGCAAAUCACCCGCUCGAUUAAUCUCCUCGUUGCUAUCUCCAGGGGCUGCCAUGUGUGCACUGCUGAUUGGCUGCAUGCGUGUGCGAAGGCACGGGGGUUUGUGGAUGCGGGGGAGUAUGGAGUGAGGGACAGGCGGAAGGAGAGGGAGAUGGGGUUCAAGCUGGGGGAGGCGGUGGGGAGGGCGAGGGAGAGAGGGGUGCUGGAGGGGCAGAGGGUGUUUGUUACGCCCAACACCACGCCCGAUGCUCACUCCCUUGCUGCUGUUGCAGCUGCAGCUGGUGCUGAGUCUCUGCUCUCUCCUGCCUUCUCAGACGUGCUCGCCUCCUCGCCUGCUGCUCUCCCCUCUCUUCACAUCUCCAGGUGA
Closterium sp. NIES-65 is the source of this 5328-nucleotide messenger RNA. NCBI's taxonomy places the organism in Eukaryota, Viridiplantae, Streptophyta, Zygnematophyceae, Desmidiales, Closteriaceae. The record is from the annotation of a GenBank genome assembly.